Messenger RNA from Hyposmocoma kahamanoa, 1067 nucleotides. It is a transcript of the gene Atg3, whose product is annotated as ubiquitin-like-conjugating enzyme ATG3. Bases 41 to 1036 code for a protein of 331 amino acids. NCBI's taxonomy places the organism in Eukaryota, Metazoa, Arthropoda, Insecta, Lepidoptera, Cosmopterigidae. The record is from RefSeq and is a predicted model, not a curated record. The transcript is spliced from 7 exons. Gene Ontology annotation, molecular function: Atg8-family ligase activity. Gene Ontology annotation, biological process: autophagosome assembly; nucleophagy; autophagy of mitochondrion. Gene Ontology annotation, cellular component: cytosol; cytoplasmic ubiquitin ligase complex.
AAUUCCUCUAAAUUAAAGCUCCAUUGUUGGAGCGGCGACCAUGCAAAGUGUAAUUAACACGGUGAAGGGCACGGCUCUCGGCGUUGCAGGGUACCUGACGCCUGUACUCAAGGAGUCUAAGUUUCAAGAGACAGGAGUGCUGACCCCAGAGGAGUUUGUGGCUGCGGGGGAACACCUUGUGCACCACUGUCCUACGUGGCAGUGGGCGCGCGGCGAAGAGGGAAAGGCGCGCUCAUACCUACCUGCCGACAAGCAGUUCCUCAUCACACGAAAUGUGCCAUGCUACAGGCGAUGUAAACAGAUAGAGUACUGCGAGGACAAAGAAAAGGUGAUAGAAGACGAGCAGGAUGAGGAUGGUGGGUGGGUGGACACACAUCACUAUGACAACACUGGCUCACCCAGUUUGGAGGAAAAAGUAUGUGAUAUGACGUUGGAAGCGGCAGAUGCAGGCGACAGUGAGGGGGAGGGACGGGGAUCAGGCGAGGGGGAUGACAACGACGACGAUGAUGACGAAGAUGGGGAGGCAGAGGACAUGGAGCAGUUUCAAGAGUCCGGAUUGCUGGAUGAGGUUGACCCCUCGACAGCGCUGGCACCGCGGCGUGAGUCCAAAGUAGAGACGGAGAAACCGCGAGGUGUGGGGGGUGCUGGCGAGACGGACGAUAUUCUGCGCACGCGCACCUACGACCUGCACAUAACCUACGACAAGUACUAUCAAACGCCGCGCCUCUGGCUCAUCGGCUACGAUGAGAAUCACACUCUGUUAAGCGUGGAGCAGAUGUACGAGGACGUGUCGCAGGACCACGCCAAGAAGACCGUCACCAUGGAAUCCCACCCGCACCUCUCCGGGCCAAGCAUGGCCUCCGUUCACCCUUGCCGGCACGCGGAGGUGAUGAAGAAGAUAAUCGAGACGGUGACGGAGAGUGGCGGCGAGAUGGGAGUGCACUGCUACCUCAUAGUGUUCCUGAAAUUCGUGCAAACCGUCAUCCCCACUAUCGAGUACGAUUUCACGCAAAACUUCUCUAUUAACAAGUCUUAGAGUCAAAACGCGGCUUGUUUUAUAAUUUCAC